Molecule: messenger RNA, 606 nt
Organism: Rodentolepis nana
Lineage: Eukaryota; Metazoa; Platyhelminthes; Cestoda; Cyclophyllidea; Hymenolepididae
Source: the annotation of a GenBank genome assembly
AUGUACGUGGCGUAUACGGCUGAUCGUACAAAUUUUGUCGGGGAAAAUGGCAGCAUCGUUGUCUAUAUAUAUAUGUCUCUCUUUGAGGGCCCACCUCUAGUUCGAAAAGUUUUAGAAGGGCAUGUCUUUGUUCUUCCACUUUCGGUGUUUGCUAAGUCGAGCCAACGAGGUAGUGGGGCGCAAAGCAGACAUCUGCGUCGUAGCUAUCGAGUUGAAAGUACUUGGGGAAUAGCAGGUUUAGUGUUCCACAAUGUCGAUUUGGAUGCGCGACCUUCCAAAUGCACAAGAGACACACCUGUCUGGGUUCUAACAGAAUUGAUGCACCAAGUAGCUCAGGGAAUGGCCUACUUGGAAUCCUGCAAGCUAGUACAUCGCGAUUUGGCUGCGAGGAAUGUUCUACUUGUGACCCAACGCUUUGCCAAAAUCAGUGAUUUCGGAAUGAGCAAAGCUCUCAAUUUCGGCAAUGACUAUUAUCGCGUAAGUUCGUCAAGUUGUGUUGAUAUGAUGGUGAAAAGAUUUAACGUCGUAGGACAUGGUGUUUAUGUAAUAGACAAAACUGGCGGAUUCAAUGCAUUGUCAGUGAAAUUGGCGUUUUGGCAAGAGUAG